UCAGAAUUAUUGCAUGUUUAGUGGUGUAUGUAUCUGUAAAUCAGCCUGGUGCAGAAGAAAAAAACGCUAAUACAGUAACGCUACCUGCUUUAAAGGGCUGUACAGCUACACUGUGUUUUCCUGAGCCUGUCUACAUGUAAAUGAGGUGCUAGUGAAGUGAACUGAUCAUGGGUAAAAGCUGUAAGGUGGUGGUGUGUGGCCUGGCGUCUGUGGGAAAGACUGCAGUUCUUGAACAGUUACUGUACGCCAAUCAUGUUGCAGGUUCAGAGCCUAUGGAGACACUGGAGGACAUUUACAUUGGCUCAGUGGAGACGGACCGCGGCACACGUGAGCAGGUGCGUUUCUAUGACACGAGAGGUCUGCGGGAUGGCAUGGAGUUCCCACGCCACUACUUCAGCUUCGCAGACGGCUUCGUGCUGGUCUACAGCGUCGACAGCAAGGAGUCCUUCAAACGUAUGGAAGUGCUGAAGAAAGAGAUUGACCGCUGUCGUGACAAAAAGGAGGUGACGAUUGUAGUGCUGGGGAAUAAGCUGGAUUUGGCAGAGCACAGGAAGGUGGACAGUGAGGCAGCGAAGCAGUGGGCACGUCAGGAGAACGUCCGGCUGUGGGAGGUUUCGGUGACGGACAGACGGACGCUCAUCGAGCCUUUCGUCUACCUGGCCAGCAAAAUGACUCAGCCACAGAGCAAGUCCACGUUUCCCCUCAGCCGCAACAAGAACAAGGGCAGCGGCUCGCUAGACAGCUAGAGACUGAAAGAGGGACAGAGGAGCAGAUAGAACACAAUGCUGGCUGUUUAUAUGCACCACUGAUCACUUCACUAUCAGUGACAUGCCCCUAGUACUGAUCACUGGCAAAUGCACUACUGUUCAAAAGUUUGGAAUCAUUUUUUUCCGCAAAAUAAAACAUCACUACAUUUUAUACUACGUGUCCAAAUGUCUGUGGACAGCCAUACUAAGAAUGCAUUCUGCUACAUCUAGUAGUCAUGCUGCAGUUGAAUUGAUUUCUUUGGACCAAAUAGACAUGAACCUGUUGGCACCAUGCCUAAUGCCAGAUUUGUUCUAGAGGGAAAUAAAGCCCUCAGUGUUGAGCUGUAAAACAGUAUUCUCUGAAAUGAUAGUUCUCUAUCCAACACUUUUGGUAUUGAAUUAGGGAUGAGGUGAAUGCAAACCAUCACAGCAAUGCUCCGAAAUCUAGUCAAAAGCUCUCGCUGUACAGUAGAGACAGUUACACCAAGAAUUGGGCCAAUUUUAGUUUUUAAUACCCUUGACAUAACAUAAAAGCUGUCUUAAUUCUUUGUUCCAUAUAUAUAAGAACAGCAUUCUGCAUCGCAGACCUAAUAGGGCCCUAUUAGUGUAAAAAUAAUUCGUAGGAAGUAAUGAAAAUGAUUCCAAAAGUUUGAACAGUGAAGUUAUCCACUGUUGCUGUCAUAGCAAAACCUCUUAAAACACCAUGACUUUUCUUUUAUCUUUUUUUUAAAACGCUAUUUGAAAACCGUCAUAGGAACCCUGAAGUAGCCAAGUAACCUUUUUUAUUUAUCCAUCCAAUGUGUGCACUGUGACAGAUCCUCUGUCAGGAAAACCCCAGAGUAUGAUGCUGCUACCACCACAAUGUUUAGCAGUUGGUGCAGUGUUCUUGGAUUUAAGCUGACUACACUGUUAAAUAAUUCUUUGCAAGUUUUAGUGUUUAUGCCUACUGAUGUUGCAAAAGAAAGGAAUUCUGAAGAGGGGCUUAGAACAUGGGUUUUAAUUUUUUUGACAUUGUGCCCCCCUCUCUUUGUUUCUAUUUUAAAGGUCAAUUUCAGACACAGCUUGUCAAAAAUGCUAAUCGCUAUUCAGUUAUGUUUCGGAUUUCAGUACCACAUAUUAAAGUGGCCCAGAUUGAAAUGGAUUCAAAGCAUUUUUUGCUUUUUCCACAGCUACAAACCUGUGUCAAAUUUAAAGUAAAAUGUUGAUUUUGGCCCAAAUUUACAUGCUGUUUAAACAUAAAGUGACCAGGUGUAAACAGGUAUAAAUUAUAAUGUAAGUUCAUUACUUAAAAAAAAAACAGCCACCUUUUACAUAGCAUUAACAUUCCAACACAUAACACAUCCUGUUACAUUUUUCCUUCUGUAACAUUUACCAGGUUUUCUUACAUAAGUGAUGUUACAGAAUGUGUAUAGAAAGAUGUGGGUGGAUACUGAUUGAUGUCAACCUUUUUCUAGGACUGCUGUAUGUUCCUGAUGUCCUGUUUUUCUAGGCUAAUGUACCAAAAGCCUUACCUCAAUUGUUGAGUCUUUUACUUUAUAUUAAUGCCUUAUUGUUGCUUUUUUUCAUUAUAUUUGGAAUUAAGUGUGUGCUCACCAGAGCUCAUGAGUUCUUACUUUUUAACAGUAUGUAUGAAAACAUUGUUCAAAGAACUGUUUAGUUAAUAUUUUUAAUACUAUUAUUAUUUUUCAUGGAGAAAAGAGCAUUGGUUCAAACAGAAUGUGCUUGUAAAUGCAGGGCUGAAUCUGUAAAAGGGAAUCUGAAAGUUACUGACACAUGACUAUAUAUAUGAUAUAAAUUUUGAUUGGUCACCUUA
Messenger RNA from Astyanax mexicanus (Mexican tetra), 2559 nucleotides. RefSeq names its product NFKB inhibitor interacting Ras-like 2 (gene nkiras2). Gene Ontology annotation, molecular function: GTP binding; GTPase activity. The record is from RefSeq and is a predicted model, not a curated record. The coding region runs from base 168 to 746 and encodes 192 amino acids. Gene Ontology annotation, biological process: canonical NF-kappaB signal transduction. The transcript is spliced from 4 exons. NCBI's taxonomy places the organism in Eukaryota, Metazoa, Chordata, Actinopteri, Characiformes, Acestrorhamphidae.